Aedes aegypti (yellow fever mosquito) is the source of this 1029-nucleotide messenger RNA. Its product is annotated as transmembrane protein fend-like. NCBI's taxonomy places the organism in Eukaryota, Metazoa, Arthropoda, Insecta, Diptera, Culicidae. The record is from RefSeq and is a predicted model, not a curated record.
GGCUUGGGCUGCUUCGAUUUGCUGUUCAUAAAAUUUGUCUAAGUUAGUUAAGGGUUCAAAAUUAACAGAAUCAAUCUGAAAUAGGACAGUUGGAAGUAGGAGUGUAACCACCAAAUGGACGAAUUGAGGAAGUAAGACUCUAACGUUCAGUACUCUACGGAUCCAUCGGUCGUAUGAAUUAAUAAAUUAUUUCCUAGCAGAAUUCCCCGAGACUUGCCAUCCUGGUGAGGUUCAUAGUCGUGUUUUCAGGCCGUGUCGUGUCUCCUUCAGUUCGGGGAGACGUUGAGAAGUGUUGCGAAGAGUGGAGCAGCUCGCGAAUGCAAGAAGAAAAGCACAGAAAAAGAUAAAUAAAGUGAUCUGAAAGGGAAGCGAUCCGGUCUGGACGGAGCUGGUCGAAGAAGAAUCAGAAUUCAUAAGCGGAAGAAGAGAAAGAAGCAUGAAAAAUGAUGCAAUUAUAUAAUUAAGAAGUUUGAAAUAUUUUCGUCUGUGUGUGAUGUGAGAGCAGCAACCAGAAACGGGCAGAGGUCUCCGUGCCGUUUUUUCCCCUGUUGUUUCGGAUCGCGAGGAGUAUAUUAUUAUUUUUCACGGUCUCUCAGGUUUCGCGUGUGUGCUUUCUCGUCUGGUCCUUUACCUACAUCGAAGUCGCGAAGGAGAAAAAUUCUCAGCGAUUAAGAUCGAUAUCGCACAGAGGAGGGCAUCGUACGGGAAGAAGACACAAGACACAAACCCACGUGUGGAGGUCGGUGGUCAGCAGUGAUGGGGCCAAUCAAGUUCAACCUGUCAGUUGCUUCGGUCGGAGGCCUGAUGGUUUGUUUACUGACAUUGGUCACAGUGGGUCACGCGGCAAUAGCGACCACAGCAGAUGACGGUGACGUAUCUGCUGGAGCGACGGUGAAUAGAAAGGUGACAGCUGAUGGCGGUCAUCAGUAUGAGGAAUUGCCACCACUGGCAAAACCGACGGCUGUGAAAGAGGGAAGGAAAGCGACGGAAUCAGUGAUGGAGCCAUGCCGGGAAGCGUGCUCGAAAAAG